CUCGAUUGAUAUGUCACCAUGUUCGAGUUCACACCACAAAUAUGAGGAAGACGCUAACAGCGAAAAGGCCCAGCUUGUAUCAACGAAAGCCUCACGAGGAGGAUUUGGAUGGAUUGGAGAGGAAGAAGAGCAUAGCAUCAUAGACUGCCGACAUUGGUAAAUGGGAAGAUCCACUAUCAUCUCUGAUGGUUACGUAGGGGCGGUAAUCGAUCUUCCUAUUAGAGACGGAGGCAUGAAAGCCGAGGUUUACUGACAAUGUUCCGCGGAAGUUGGCAGGCAUUGGUUUGUUGACUGGUUAAUUGAAACGUCCGCGGACGAAGCAUCGUUUCGGGGAAGAUAGCUGAAAGGGUCAUGUAUUGCUGGAAAUAAUGGUCGGUCCGGUAGCUGAUAAGAGAAAUACUUAUAAAUACCUUGGGUCGGACCAUUGGUAGUAGAAUUGCUGUGCACUUCUCCCGUUCAGAUUCUUUUAGUCGUUACUGCUUCAAGAUAUACAGCAUGUCUUCAGACACUACUAGAUUCUUCUCCAAGGCAGACAAAUACCUAAUGAGCACCGGAGUUCCCUACUCCCUCGUGAUAAUCACCAAAACUAAAGGAGCCCGCCUCUACGAUGCCAACGACCGCCAAAUCCUCGACUUCACAUCGGGCCAAAUGAGCUCUCUACUUGGCCACUCCCACCCCGAAAUCGUCGAGGUAGUCCAGAAGCACGCUGCUGAGCUCGACCAUCUUCUUAGUAACAUGAUAACGUACCCAGUCGUUGACCUUGCUGAACGACUUGCUCGCUUCCUUCCAGCGCCGCUUGAAAAGUCCUUCUUCCUUAACACAGGCUCUGAGUCUACGGAAGCAGCUAUUAAAAUUGCUAAAUGCUAUACUGGUAAUUUUGAGAUCAUCGCAUUCGCAGCCAGUUACCACGGCCUAACCCAAGGCGCUGGGUCUGCGACCUACUCGACCGGUCGAAGAAAAGGCGGGCCCGCCAUGCCAGGCCAACUUGCCUUCCCAGCACCUUAUGCCUAUCGCUCUCCCUUCCGGAAGUCAGACGACUCUUACGACUGGGAGACAGAGCUGGAAUUUGGCUGGUCGAUGAUUGACAGACAAAGCGUGGGGUCGCUGGCUGCGUUUAUCAUGGAGCCUAUCCUUUCUACUGGUGGCGUCCUGGACUUUCCACGGGGGUAUCUGCAGCGCAUGAACCUUGAAUGCAAGAAGCGUGGUAUGCUUCUUAUCAUGGACGAAGCGCAGACCGGAGUUGGCCGUACGGGGCAGAUGUUCGCGUUUGAGCACGAUGAUAUCGUCCCGGAUAUCCUUGCCCUCUCCAAGACCCUGGGAUGUGGUCUUCCGCUUGCUUCUGUCAGUACUACCGCAGAGAUCGAGCGUGGCUGCAAAGAGGCCGGAUUCUUAUGGCUCACGACACAUCUCAACGAUCCUUUGACCGCGGCGGUGGGAAACAAAGUCCUCGAAAUUGUGGAGCGGGAUCAUAUCUGCGAGCACGCUGCAGAACGCGGACACCAGUUACGUUGUGGUCUUUUGAAGCUUCAAGAGAAAUAUUGGUGCAUUGGCGACGUGCGAGGCCGGGGUCUGUUGCAGGGUAUUGAGAUUAUCUCUGAUCAUCAAACCAGGGCUCCUGGGACACAGCUCGGACAGGCGGUUUCAGAGGAGGCUAUGGCAAGAGGGCUGUCGUGUAAUAUUGUCAAUCUGCCUGGUAUGGGUGGUGUUUUUCGUCUGGCGCCGCCGGUCACUGUUUUUGCGGAGGAGAUUGAGGAGGGUCUGAGGAUCUUAGAUGAGGCUUUUGCGCAUGUUCUGGGUGCGACAACUACCUAG
This is a messenger RNA of Aspergillus ruber CBS 135680, 1812 nucleotides long. RefSeq names its product aspartate aminotransferase family protein. The record is from RefSeq and is a predicted model, not a curated record. Gene Ontology annotation, molecular function: pyridoxal phosphate binding; transaminase activity. The transcript has a single exon. NCBI's taxonomy places the organism in Eukaryota, Fungi, Ascomycota, Eurotiomycetes, Eurotiales, Aspergillaceae. Bases 496 to 1812 code for a protein of 438 amino acids. Gene Ontology annotation, cellular component: mitochondrion.